This is a messenger RNA of Cydia pomonella (codling moth), 775 nucleotides long. RefSeq names its product cytochrome c oxidase subunit 4 isoform 1, mitochondrial-like. The record is from RefSeq and is a predicted model, not a curated record. The transcript has 6 exons. NCBI's taxonomy places the organism in Eukaryota, Metazoa, Arthropoda, Insecta, Lepidoptera, Tortricidae. Bases 143 to 667 code for a protein of 174 amino acids. Gene Ontology annotation, biological process: mitochondrial electron transport, cytochrome c to oxygen.
AUUAAGUCAAACCAGCGAAACAGAUGUGCGUGAAACGAAUCGUUACUACUUCGCUAAAUAUCCGUCAGAUGUCACUGGAGUUUUUCAGUCAUAUUGGGUGGUGAUAAAAUAUUUCACGUGAAAAGAAACUAAAUUUCCCAGUAUGGCUAACUACCUGAUGCGCCGAGUGCUGUUAGAUGCAGUCCGCGUUCCUGCUGGCACCCGUGCCAUGAGCGAGCUGUCCAAGAUCGGGAGCCGCGAGUGGGUCGGCUACGGCUUCAACGGACAGCCCAACUACGUGGACAGGCCCGACUUCCCCCUGCCCGCUGUCCGCUUCCGCCCCGACACACCCGACAUCAAGGUCCUCCGUGAAAAGGAAAAGGGUGACUGGAAGAAGCUGACGUUAGAAGAGAAGAAAGCACUGUACCGCGCAUCCUUCUGCCAGACCUUCGCAGAGUUCAAAGCUCCUACUGGGGAGUGGAAGGGAGUUGUCGGCUGGGGACUCAUCCUGGCCUCGCUGUCUGUCUGGAUCUACAUGGGCAUGAAGCUGUUUGUGUACAACCCGCUGCCCGAGUCCUUCAGUGAAGAGAACCAGAAGGCACAGCUGAAGCGCAUGCUGGACCUCAAGAUGAACCCCGUAGACGGGCUCGCCUCCAAGUGGGACUACGAGAACAACCGCUGGAAGUAAACUGACACUCGAGUUGGCGUGGUGCUAUGGACCGGCUUGGGUAGAGUAGACAAAUGUAAAAUAAGAACUAUCUCUGUAAGAUAAUAAAUUGUGAUUCCAAUCAUACAA